GAAGGAUUGGCUCUGGAAUUUGUGAUAAAACGAAAACCCCCCUCCUUCUACCCUGUUCCUCCGCAUCAGUUUUCAGUUUGCUCAGUGAACGAACAGCAUUGAAAUAGGAACAGGGGCGCUUCCGUUUUUUCACACUAUUGUCCUACAAUGCAGCAGGUUAGCUCGAAGUUGAAUGCUUUUGUCGGUUUUAACUAUUGUCUGAAUCGCUGCUGUUUUGAUUGUUGUUUCGAAAUUUGAUUUUAUUUUUACUGGGAAUUAUCUUUUCUGUAAUAAUGGAGGCUGGGUCAUCUGGGUCCGAAGCGGAGGUCACCUGGGAGGAUCAACAGAAUAUCAACAAAUUCGGUCGGUUAAAUAACCGAUUGCAUGAGCUUGAAGACGAGAUCAAGACGGCUAAAGAAACAAAUGAAAAUCUUGAAGAUGCAGGCAACGAGUUAAUUCUUACUGAUGAGGAGGUAGUGCGCUUCCAAAUUGGCGAAGUUUUUGUUCAUGUCCCGAAAGAUGAGGUUGAAAGUCGAAUUGAAGAUAUGAAAGAGGUAACCAGCAAGAAUUUGGAGAAGCUUGAAGAAGAGAAGGAAUCCGUAGUUGCUCAAAUGACAGAGCUGAAGAAGAUUUUGUACGGGAAAUUCAAAGAUUCCAUCAACCUAGAGGAGGAUUAGUUAAGUCGAGCUUCUAAACAUCCAUCUGUACUCUACUUUAGAACGUAUCCAUCUUUGCACUCGAAGGCGUGUUUUCCAAAAAGGGAAAAAGGACUUGUAGACUUUGUGUUUUGUUAAAUCUUGUGAUUCUAAAAGGCUUGCUAAUGACUGAUGAGUUCAGGGUCAUUCUCUCUUUGUUCUUUUCAUCCUUUUUUUUUUUUUUGCAACUUUUUCACCGCUAAGUUAUAACCCUU
This is a messenger RNA of Oldenlandia corymbosa var. corymbosa, 889 nucleotides long. The record is from the annotation of a GenBank genome assembly. Lineage: Eukaryota; Viridiplantae; Streptophyta; Magnoliopsida; Gentianales; Rubiaceae.